GUUUGCCCGUUGCCGGAAUUUGGCGUCUAUGAGGUUAGAAUGGAGAAUACACUCCGAAUGUUCUUUUAAUUUUUAAACAUAUGAGCAUUUAGUGCCAAAAUUCGCAUAAUAAUAAUUUACUCAAGGAACAUCACUGAUCAUUUGAUUAUUAAUUAAUCUUCUUAAUUAUCUUAUGGUGAUCUCAUAUGCUAUAACGGCUAUAUAACAAAACAGAGUGAAAUUCAUUUUCCAAGAAUAUUUGGAAAAGUGAAUUAAAAAAUGACCCAAGCAGACGCGGAAAUCAUAGAAUUGAUUUCCGAUGAUGAUUCGGAGGACGAUAAGAAAAAUGACAAAAAAUUGAAAACUUGCAAUUCAAAUUGCAUCAAUUUCCAAUGCACUUCUGGAAUGAAUAUGAAAACUGCUCCCACUUUUGCUUGUACAUUUUAUGGAGCAAAUACAUCAAAGAAAAAGAAACGAAUAAUUUGCGAGCAGUGUCUGAAUAUUGCCAUUGAACAUCAACAGACACUUGUCAAUACAUUCCUCGAUCGGAAACCCUUAUUAAGUUGCAAUUUUCCUGAUCACACAAUGGAGGUGGAAAUUUCUGACAGCGACGAGUCUGAUAGCGAAACCAAAAAUGACGACGAGGAUUCUUACUUACCAGAAGAAUUUCUCUUGGACAUUGAGGAAAAAUUGGAAGCAUCCCUAGCCUCUGUUAGAAUCAAGUACGAUGUCGACUUUCAAGUAGCGGAAGCUAACAAAGCCCUUCAUAGUCAGUGGGAAAAAAUUCAUCAUGAGAACGAUGUACUUGACACAGAAGUGAAAGAUAUGAUGGACAAGCUCGAUAAACUACGGAACACACUUUAUGAUGAAUUCCGUCCAAGUAUAAAAAUGUUGGAAGAUCUCACGAUAUGUGAUGGAGUGCCAGACAAUCAUCAAUUCCCUCUAGUUGCCACGAAAAAAGUGACUCAAAUUCGACCUUCAAAUUCAGUGCUACCUCAAGAUAAUCAGCCUGUUAUUCUCGAAGAAAUAGACAGGGAUAGCGUCAAAGUUGCCGCUGAUUUGCCUCCACCGGGACCCCUUGUAAAAACACUUCCCGAAGUCGACACUGUUGUCCUGAUUAUGAAACACGCUCUCAUUCCUUGGCUGAAAGGCAAGGUGGCGAAUGUCGUCAGCCGGAGUCCUUCUCAGUAUAAAGUGAAACUACAAGCGAAGAAAAAUAAUCAAACACUAAAAUUAAUUACGGGAAAACAACUUGCUAUUGCCAUUCCAAGUUCCGUGAUUAUUCCCGUCGCUACUCGAGUUGUCGCUCUUUUUCAUGAUGUAAACUCGAACAGUUUUUACAGUGGUGUUAUCGCCGAGCCUCCAAAGUCUACAAAUAAAUAUAGGUAUCUGGUAUUUUUCGACGACGGAUAUGCGCAAUACGUUCUUCACAAGAACAUCUAUCUCGUCUCCGAGAGUUCUCCCCAAGUUUGGGAAGACGUGCCAAGUCCCUCUCGAGAUUUCGUGAAGAAAUAUAUGGAAUCUUAUCCAGAAAGGCCAAUGGUAAAAUUGCAGACAGGACAAGUAGUAAAAACAGAGUGGAAUGGAAAGUGGUGGAUAGCACGAGUUGUCCAGGUCGACGCCAGCUUGGUGCAAAUGCAUUUCGAUGCAGAUAAUCGAACCGAGUGGAUUUAUCGAGGAUCUGCGAGAUUAGGACCACUUUAUGUCGAAUUGCUGAAGGCCAAUGCAAGACAGCAAGGCAGCCAUGCCGGUCUGAAUGCUCCGUCUCGCCAUCGACUCCCAACGUCAACUAACAAGACCAACCUGCCCUAUGUGGAGUACACCAAUUCCAUCGAACAAGAUGAUCUCCUCAAUCGCAAAGUCGAACAACAACCAACACCCGCUGUCAAUUUCAACACCCUUCGCAUAAACGAUAAAGUUGUGAACGAAAUGCCCUCUGUUCCUACACAACAAUCGCGCGCUGUUGCUAAGAAGAGCACAACCAAAAAACAAGUCCUUCCAGAGCCGACUUACAAUGUCAGCGCUGAGACAAAACCUUCGCACAGUAUUGUUUAUUAUCAAACUCAAAACAGGAAGAACCCUAAAAAAUAUACACAUCACAGAUGUGGUCCGAAGUGUCUGGAAAGUUGUACCUUUACUCCAGAUGAUCUAAAGGGAUAUUCUCCACUUUCAAUUCCAUUGCUCUGUGGAUGGAACAGGCAGCUUUGUAAAUUCUCGAAAGGAAAGAAAGUUACCUUGUACCAUGCACCGUGUGGAGUUAGACUUCGAAAUAUGGAAGAACUUCAUCAUUAUUUGAGAAUUACUAAGAGUCCGAUGUCGGUAGAUUUAUUUGAGUUUGAUCACUGGGUUCACUGUCUUGCCGAAUUUGUUCUGGAUAAGUGUUUUGUUAAUAUAAAGGAUUUGAGUUACGGGGUAGAGAACGUUCCCAUUCCAUGUGUAAAUGAGAUUGAUCAUGCUCUUCCUGAUACGAUUAGGUAUAGCACUCAAAGAGAACCGACAGAGGGUGUUAAUCUUAACUUGGAUCCAGAAUUUUUAUGCUGCUGUGACUGCACCGAUGAUUGUCAAGACAAAGAUAAAUGUCAGUGCUGGCAAUUGACCAUUCAAGGUGCAACUCUGGGAGGUCGAGUUCCAAACACCGCUGUUGGAUACAUUUACAAACGACUUCCGGAACCCGUUACUACUGGUAUCUACGAGUGCAAUUCGCGGUGCAAAUGCUCAAUAAAAACUUGUCUAAACAGAGUCGUUCAACAUCCUUUGACUUUGAAAUUGCAGGUAUUCAAAACGGCACCACGUGGGUGGGGAAUCAGGUGUCUCAAUGACAUCCCCCAGGGUUCAUUCAUCUGCAUUUACGCUGGAAGAUUGCUCACGGAACAGGGUGCAAACGAAGGAGGCAAAAAUUAUGGUGACGAAUACCUUGCCGAAUUGGAUUACGUUGAAGUUGUUGAAGGAAUAAAGGAAGGCUACGAGGCAGACGUUCUCGAUCCCGAAUUAGAACUAAGUGGUGGAUCAAAUCUAAAGGAUAUGUUGAGCGACGAGGAAGACCCUUCUAAGCCUCCUGAAAAUGAAUCUGAUGAAGAUUUCGACAUCUCUAAAUAUCGCGAUCAUCCGAACCUCCGAGUGACCUCUGAAGAUGCGUCCAUCAGCAAACGUCUUCGAAAGCGAAAAAAGGGAGAAAAAUUGAAAGGCGACGCUACAGACGAUGACAAGAAAAAUAAGUCACUUUCCAAACCAGACCAAAAAUCUUUCAGGCCAGAUUCAAAAUCAUCCUCUAAAGCAGAUUCAGAAAAAUCCGAAAGUCGCGAUUCUAACUAUGAUACCAUUACACUAAGUGAUGAAGAAGAAUCGACUCGACGAGAGCCAGGAAAACUCGAUUUAACUGUCGAGCCAGCUCAAAUUGAAAGAUCUAAUUUUAAAUCUGUAAGAGAUUUCUUUGGCGAGGAUGAGGCUGUCUAUAUCAUGGAUGCCAAAACUAAUGGAAAUAUUGGUCGUUACCUCAAUCAUUCCUGCGACCCAAACGUUUUUGUGCAGAACGUCUUCGUGGACACUCACGAUGUUCGAUUUCCUUGGGUGGCAUUCUUCGCUCUUCGAUAUAUAAGAGCUGGUCAAGAAUUAACUUGGAAUUACAGUUACGACGUGGGCAGCAUUCCGGGAAAAAUAAUUAUCUGCAAAUGCGGAGCUUCGAAUUGCAGGGGUCGUCUUCUAUAAGUUCUAUUUGAUGUGAACUAAAUCUUAUAAAAAAAAACUGUCAAGAAUCAAGAGUGAAUUUAAAAAAUAUUGUCAUCAAGGUAAACUGCCUCUAACAAAUUAUUGCAGAUAAGCUUGUGUGUAGAUAUAGGCGAUGGAGUAAUUUGUUCCUUUAUUUAUUAUUCAAAGAUCAGUAAAAUGAACCAGUUUUAUAAUAAACUAUAGAAGGAAAAUCACGAUUUAAAAAAUAUUCAAUAAAUAAUAAGAAAUGUA
Messenger RNA from Belonocnema kinseyi, 3936 nucleotides. RefSeq names its product histone-lysine N-methyltransferase eggless (gene egg). The transcript is spliced from 14 exons. Gene Ontology annotation, cellular component: nucleus. The record is from RefSeq and is a predicted model, not a curated record. Bases 259 to 3684 code for a protein of 1141 amino acids. Lineage: Eukaryota; Metazoa; Arthropoda; Insecta; Hymenoptera; Cynipidae. Gene Ontology annotation, molecular function: histone H3K9 methyltransferase activity; zinc ion binding; DNA binding. Gene Ontology annotation, biological process: heterochromatin organization; negative regulation of gene expression.